GCAGAGAGCUUCAUUUUCUGAUCUGCUUUUGUGCUAAAAUGGAGGCUGGCCUCUCGCCCUGAGUGGAUCGCCUUCCUGGUUGAGGUUUAGAUGUUGACAUGCAAUAAAUCUGGAGACAGGAUGGUUGUGGAUGCACCCAAUUCCAAUGGGCCUUUCCAGCCGGUGGCUCUUAUGCACUUCAGAGAUGUGGCCCCCGCGGAGCAGGAGAAGCUCUUCAUCCAGAAGCUGCGGCAGUGCUGCGUUCUCUUCGACUUCCUGUCCGACCCGCUGAGCGACCUGAAAUGGAAGGAGGUGAAGCGGGCGGCCCUGAGCGAGAUGGUGGAGUACAUCACCCACAACAGGAACGUCAUCACGGAGCCCAUCUACCCGGAGGUGGUGCACAUGUUUGCCGUGAACAUGUUCAGAACGUUGCCUCCUUCGUCCAACCCGACCGGAGCCGAGUUUGAUCCCGAGGAGGACGAGCCGACGCUUGAAGCGGCGUGGCCACACCUCCAGCUCGUCUAUGAGUUUUUCCUUAGGUUUUUAGAGUCGCCUGACUUUCAGCCCAACAUAGCGAAGAAAUACAUCGACCAGAAAUUUGUUAUGCAGCUCCUAGAACUUUUUGACAGCGAGGAUCCCAGAGAGAGAGACUUCCUCAAAACCACCCUCCACAGGAUCUACGGGAAGUUCCUGGGGCUGCGAGCGUACAUCAGAAAACAGAUCAAUAACAUUUUCUAUAGGUUUAUCUACGAGACGGAGCACCAUAACGGUAUCGCUGAACUACUGGAAAUACUUGGAAGCAUAAUCAAUGGAUUUGCCUUACCACUAAAAGAAGAGCACAAGAUUUUCCUGUUGAAGGUUUUAUUGCCUCUGCACAAAGUCAAAUCACUCAGUGUCUACCAUCCACAGCUGGCCUACUGCGUGGUGCAGUUUUUGGAAAAGGACAGCACUCUAACUGAGCCGGUGGUAAUGGCUCUGCUCAAGUACUGGCCAAAGACUCACAGUCCUAAAGAGGUGAUGUUCCUCAACGAGCUGGAGGAGAUCCUGGACGUCAUCGAGCCUUCUGAGUUUGUCAAGGUGCAGGAGCCUCUCUUCAGACAGCUGGCCAAGUGUGUGUCCAGCCCUCACUUCCAGGUGGCGGAGAGAGCUCUGUACUACUGGAACAACGAGUACAUCAUGAGUCUGAUCAGCGACAACGCAGCAAAGAUCCUGCCCAUCAUGUUCCCCGCUCUGUACCGCAACUCCAAGACCCACUGGAACAAGACCAUCCACGGCCUCAUCUACAACGCUCUGAAGCUCUUCAUGGAGAUGAACCAGAAGCUCUUUGAUGAUUGCACACAGCAGUUCAGGGCCGAGAAAAACAAAGAGAAGGCAAAGUCAAAAGAACGCGAGGAGGCUUGGAUCAAGAUCGAGAACCUCGCCAAAUCGAAUCCACAGUUCUCUAUGUAUGUUGAUUCCUCUGACCUCAAUAGUCCUGUAGCAAUGGAGACGGAUGUCCCUUUGAUAGAAGAUGUUCAGAGGUUAAAAAAGACAGUUGAGGAGGGCGCGACUCAGCUGCAGCAUGACCAGCGUAAGGAGCGGCCCAUGGUGCGACGCAAGUCUGAGCUGCCUCAGGAUAUCUACACCACAAAAGCCUUGGAGUCCCACCGCAGAGCUGAAGACAUGUUGACCACCCACGACGGACUCUAGGUCCCACCAUCUGCCGGCUCUUGGUUCAAACUGCCCCCUCCUGCCCUCGACAGCCAUGGACAUCUCCUGUGCCCGGGCGCCCCGCGACGGGCUUCAUCCCCCAGAAUCCUGAGUUCUCCUUCAUUCCUGCUGCCCCGGUGCAGAAGACCUGUAUCCACCUCCCUCAGAUUUCUGCUUUCUCAGGUUUUUUUCUUUAUUUGAAGAGGAGUGUGUCUGUGUGUCUUUUAGCCCUCGCGACAUCCGCCGUGUUCUCCGACCAUCCUCCUCCUCCUCCUGCCCCUCCACCUGCCCCUCCACCCCCGCCUGCCCCCGUGCACUCACUGUAAAUGUGGAACCUGGAGGACAGACAGCACAACGCCGGUCGUCCUCCAUCUCUCUGACCAGCGUGCUGGCAGUGGGUCGGACGUGGACCAUAGGAGCUGCCGGACUCGCUGUCUGAGGAUCACCUCUUGGUCUCUUCUCGGUUUUCUUUUCUUUCAAAGGGAACAGAAACAGACCCUGUUGUUGGAAUGAAAGACGAGACUUUGCCGUCAUCUGUUCUGUGUUCUCUCUGUUGUUUUGCUUUAACAGACAUCUUGUCAGUGCCAAGACUGUUGUGUUCUUUAUGUUGGUGUCAUGUUUGUCAUCUGUGGACGCCUGCCUUCGUUUCGGGUCGCUGGUGUUUGAGAGGUGAUGAUUUAGUUUAGUUCUGUUCUGUUGAGCACACUUGAGACCAAACUGAGGCCUGUCCUUAGCCUUGCAAUGUCCAGGAAAGAUGGCGAGGAAAGAGGAAGUUGUCCCGUGGACAUCUCCACGCUUUCCGUUUUAUUGUUUCGUGCCAUACGCCGCUCUCUUUUAUAUGCUUGCUUCCUUACGUUCUUUGGCAAUAUUUGAAAACCAGACGUAGCGAUGCCUGGCCGGGUCAAACAAUGGUACUGUCUGCGUUUGGGUCGAGCGACCGAAGAGGAACCGGGAUGGAAGCCGACGGCGUGGCGGCAGCGUCCUGGGUGACGGCUGCCCGCGGAGCAGAGCGGCCGGUGGGAUAUAGAACUAUAUAUAUAUAUAUACAGUAUAAAUACAUAGGGAGGAUUUUAAAAUAAAUAUAAUUAGAUUUUCUUUUACGGAGCUGAGUGGAAGAGGAUCUGUGCAACACCUCGAGACUUUUAGCGAGUUUGGACCUGUUCUGUUCAGUGAGCAUGUUCUGGUGUCGUGUGCUGUCAGAAAAACAAAAUGAUGAAUUAAAAUUUAAUUUAUUAUCAAAUGUAGGAGCUAGCGACCUCACGUCAGACCAUCAGCAGACAAAGUGACCUGAUGAGAGCGACCAAGAGAAAAGUGAGCUGCAGCGUGCUGGCGCUGGUACCAGAAGCUACCGUCGGGUUUCGUUUGUCCUGUUUGCGGUUGUUCCGGUCAGUACCAUUGUUUCAACCCAGAAGGUCUGCUCGAGUUCUUCAUAUUUGACGUGUUGUAUUUCUUUGUAUUGUCUCUGGAGGUUCGUCGUGUGGACGUCAGGUUUCAGAACUUUUUCUUAGUACUUUAUUUUUUUGGUUCCUUUUCUUUUCUGGCCGUUCAGAAAGCCCGGCGCUGGACCAGGCUGGCGUGAGAAGGCCACAGAAAUGCCAGAUGCUGAAAAUAAACUGACAUUGUGACUUGGCUUGUUAACUGUAUUAAUACUGUAUUUGCUUGAAUGCAAAAAGAUGUAAAUUAAGACGACCAUGUUAAACAUGUACCUUUACCCUGGAGGAAUGCCAUUGGCCCAGCCGAUCCGUUCUGUUGUCGGCCUCGUCGCGUUUCUGAAACAGUCCUGCUUGCUGGGAGAGAUGUUUCCUGACUUUUAUGAGAUGUUGGCGGUUUGUUUUAGUGCUGAACAUCCACGAUGAGGAGGUGAUUUUAAAUGAUUUGGUGGCUUGUUCUCUCUCUGCAGGAUCUUUGCAGAUCUUUUAAUUUUAACAUAUUAUUUCCAAAACAUGAUAACUUAAAGUGUCCUUUUGUAUGUGACCUGUACUAUAUGAUUCAUUUAAUAUUGUAUAUAUGAUUUACUUUGUUUCAUGUAGUGUUAUAUAUCUAGAUUAAUUUUGUACAAAUUGUCCCUCUGUACAGAAUAAAACAUCAAUAGCAAGUGGAAGAAGUCAAUCUGGCACAUACCGUCUUAUUUCUCCUGCUCCGGCUGGACUCCAGCACCACCAGAACUUAGAACAAAAUGCUCUUAUUUUUAUUAUGAAAAUCUGCAAAGUUUCCUCCCACCUCUAAAUAAUUGACAACUGUUCCUGCCCGUUGUGUGCUCCUAUCACUGUCUUUAGUGGUGUAAAACUAUAGAAUGAAUAAAGAGAUUAUUUGAAUAUAUAUUUUCAA
This is a messenger RNA of Stegastes partitus (bicolor damselfish), 3996 nucleotides long. It is a transcript of the gene ppp2r5ca, whose product is annotated as protein phosphatase 2, regulatory subunit B', gamma a. The coding region runs from base 91 to 1668 and encodes 525 amino acids. Gene Ontology annotation, molecular function: protein phosphatase activator activity. The transcript has 14 exons. Gene Ontology annotation, cellular component: protein phosphatase type 2A complex; cytosol; nucleus. The record is from RefSeq and is a predicted model, not a curated record. Gene Ontology annotation, biological process: protein dephosphorylation; signal transduction. NCBI's taxonomy places the organism in Eukaryota, Metazoa, Chordata, Actinopteri, Pomacentridae.